CUGACGUUUUGAAAUUCAGUGCGGAGGAAAAGUGCUAUCGUGAAGGUUGGAGUUCGUCGGUCAAGAAAGCUUCUCUUACAUAUAUUAUUUAUAUUGUUUCACGGGGGAAGCAAUAUGGCUUCGGGCGGAGAAUCCAAAAAUGAUGAUCUUUCUACUGCCAUUUUGAAACAAAAGAACAGACCUAACAGGUUGAUUGUUGAUGAAUCCAUCAAUGAAGAUAACAGUGUGGUCUCCCUCUCUCAGGCCAAGAUGGAUGAGCUUCAGCUUUUCAGGGGGGACACUGUGCUUUUGAAGGGCAAAAAAAGGAGGGAGACGGUUUGUAUCGUACUGUCCGAUGACACCUGCUCUGAUGAGAAGGUGCGCAUGAACAGGGUAGUCCGCAACAACCUGAGGGUACGCCUUGGUGAUGUCAUCAGCAUUCAGCCAUGCCCAGAUGUGAAGUAUGGGAAACGCAUCCACGUUCUGCCCAUUGAUGACACGGUGGAAGGGAUCACUGGCAAUUUAUUUGAGGUUUACCUCAAGCCAUACUUUCUUGAAGCUUACAGGCCUAUUCGCAAAGGUGAUAUCUUUCUUGUGAGGGGAGGCAUGCGUGCUGUGGAAUUUAAGGUGGUGGAAACUGACCCCAGCCCUUACUGCAUAGUGGCUCCAGACACGGUCAUUCACUGCGAAGGGGAACCUAUCAAACGUGAGGAUGAGGAGGAAUCUCUGAAUGAGGUUGGCUACGACGAUAUCGGAGGUGUCCGGAAACAGCUGGCCCAGAUUAAAGAAAUGGUUGAGCUUCCACUCAGGCAUCCAGCACUCUUUAAGGCCAUUGGUGUGAAGCCGCCUCGUGGCAUUCUGUUGUAUGGUCCCCCUGGAACUGGAAAAACUCUCAUUGCCCGUGCUGUUGCAAAUGAAACUGGAGCAUUCUUUUUCCUCAUCAACGGUCCGGAAAUCAUGAGUAAACUGGCUGGUGAGUCUGAGAGCAACCUGCGUAAGGCUUUUGAAGAAGCUGAGAAGAAUGCCCCUGCCAUCAUCUUCAUUGAUGAACUGGAUGCUAUCGCUCCCAAGAGAGAGAAGACACACGGAGAAGUGGAGAGGCGCAUCGUCUCUCAGCUACUCACCCUGAUGGACGGCUUGAAGCAAAGGGCUCACGUCAUCGUCAUGGCAGCCACUAACAGACCCAACAGCAUUGACCCAGCUCUAAGGCGAUUUGGACGCUUUGACAGAGAGGUGGACAUCGGUAUUCCCGAUGCAACUGGUAGACUGGAGAUCCUGCAGAUUCACACCAAGAACAUGAAACUGGCUGACGAUGUGGAUCUAGAGCAGGUUGCCAAUGAGACCCAUGGCCAUGUGGGUGCUGAUCUUGCAGCUCUGUGCUCAGAGGCUGCGCUGCAGGCCAUCCGUAAGAAGAUGGACCUCAUUGACCUGGAGGAUGAGACAAUCGAUGCAGAGGUCAUGAACUCCCUGGCUGUCACCAUGGAUGACUUCAGGUGGGCCUUAAGCCAGAGCAACCCCUCUGCUCUACGUGAAACUGUGGUUGAAGUGCCCAACAUCACCUGGGAGGACAUUGGUGGUCUUGAUGAUGUCAAAAGGGAGCUGCAGGAGCUUGUGCAGUACCCAGUGGAGCAUCCAGACAAAUUCCUGAAGUUUGGCAUGACCCCAUCUAAGGGUGUGCUCUUCUAUGGACCACCAGGGUGUGGUAAAACUCUCCUGGCCAAGGCCAUUGCCAAUGAGUGCCAGGCCAACUUCAUCUCUAUCAAAGGCCCAGAACUGCUCACCAUGUGGUUUGGAGAGUCUGAGGCCAAUGUCCGUGAGAUUUUUGAUAAGGCACGUCAAGCUGCUCCCUGUGUGCUCUUCUUCGAUGAGUUGGACUCUAUCGCCAAGGCCCGUGGUGGGAGUGUUGGUGAUGGGGGUGGAGCCGCUGACCGUGUCAUCAACCAGAUCCUUACCGAGAUGGAUGGCAUGUCCAGCAAGAAGAAUGUCUUCAUCAUUGGCGCCACCAAUAGGCCAGAUAUUAUUGACCCCGCGAUUCUCCGGCCUGGCCGUUUGGACCAACUCAUCUACAUCCCACUGCCAGACGAGAAGUCUCGUAUGGCUAUCCUGAAGGCCAACCUCAGGAAAUCCCCUAUUGCAAAGGAUGUGGACCUAGACUUCCUGGCCAAGAUGACCAAUGGUUUUUCUGGGGCUGACUUGACCGAGAUUUGCCAGAGGGCCUGUAAACUAGCUAUCCGUGAGUCCAUUGAGAACGAGAUUAGGAGGGAACGCGAGAGGCAGACCAACCCCUCAGCAAUGGAGGUGGAGGAGGAUGACCCUGUGCCUGAGAUCAGGAAGGACCACUUUGAGGAGGCAAUGCGUUUUGCCCGCCGCUCCGUCAGUGACAAUGACAUCCGCAAAUAUGAGAUGUUUGCACAGACCCUGCAGCAAAGCAGAGGCUUUGGAAGCUUCAGAUUCCCCUCCAGUAACCAAGGAGGAAGUGGACCAAGCCAGGGCUCUGCUGGUGGCAGUGGAGGAAACGUCUUCAAUGAGGACAAUGAUGACGACCUUUAUGGAUAAAUGUGACUACGUGGAUGAUCUACCCAAUACAGGCCACCAUGUACAAAAAAUUCAACCAAUGAAAAUUCCACAUUUUUAGGACUCUGUGCUUUUGAUGUUUGUUUUUCCUUUUUUUCCUUUCUUUUUAUUAUAUCCCCUUUCCUCCCCCUGUUGGAGAAAAGCAUGUAGCUGCUUGUAUUUUGCUCCAGUUUGUGAAAGGAUGCCUCUUGCAGAGCAUUUGAUUUUGAUGUAAAGUGGUUGGGGGCACAUUUAAGUGAAUAAAUACACAGUAGAGUGGCUUCAUUCUUAACUUUUCACAACCUUGACAAGCAGCUUUAGUGGUGGGAUUUAAUGCUAGCCUGUUGAAAGAAUAAAAAAGAAAAUGAAAAAAAUAUUGCUAAUUGCAUCAUUUUUUAUGAAUGUAGCAUAUAAUGUAUUACAAGUUUGAAAAAUGUAAAAAAAAAAAAUAUAAAAUAAAGUUUAAAAAAUGGGCCCAACUUCA
Electrophorus electricus (electric eel) is the source of this 3016-nucleotide messenger RNA. It is a transcript of the gene vcp, whose product is annotated as valosin containing protein. Lineage: Eukaryota; Metazoa; Chordata; Actinopteri; Gymnotiformes; Gymnotidae. The record is from RefSeq and is a predicted model, not a curated record. Gene Ontology annotation, cellular component: cytosol; nucleus; VCP-NPL4-UFD1 AAA ATPase complex. Gene Ontology annotation, biological process: retrograde protein transport, ER to cytosol; autophagosome maturation; mitotic spindle disassembly. Gene Ontology annotation, molecular function: ATP hydrolysis activity; ATP binding; polyubiquitin modification-dependent protein binding.